UGAAAAUCGCUUAGCUUAAUAGUUACGAAGCUAACAAUGUUUCAUUCCUGGACUAUAAUAUCUUGUAGAAGGUACUGAAAAUCAAAAAGAUUUCUUUUAAUAACCAAAAUUCAUAGCUAUAACAUAUUUUUAAAAUAUUCUGAACCCGAUUUUAUUAUUUUUUAAAUUAACAUGUAUUCGAAAAAUAUUUUACUGUUUUUCUGCGUGACAUUAUACGUUUUGCAAUGUCAGAGUGUCCCACCUCAGGCACUAACUGAUUUGAUUAGAACCGUAAUCGCAAGGCAUGCGGGACAAGAUGGCAGGGUGGAAUUUGAUAAAAUAAGAACUGUAUUAUACGAAGUAGCAACCACACUCAACAUGCCAUUUGAGAUGGCCAGUUACGAAGACUUGAAAAUAAAAUUUACAUAUUCAAGUGAUGACGCUGAACUAUGUGCCCUAGUGUUUAUAGCUAGAGAUGAACCGAGAAUAAAUGGGUUGGUUAGUGGCAUAGUCGCAAGACAUGUGGGACCUGAUGACGUCAUAGACUUUGAUGAAUUAAAAAAUGUAUGUACCAUUGUCGGAGAGCAAUUCAACAUAACCAAAGAUUUCCUCAGUAUAGAUCUAUUUCAAAGGAGAGCAUUACCAUUAGGCCGUAAAUUUGGAAGGAAGGAAGUUGAAUUGUGCGCUCUAGGGUUUUAUGCUUCAGCAAAACAGGGAAUAAAUGAAACAGUAAAACGUGCAGUCAGGAAACAUGAAAACCCUAAAGGCAUAGGCUAUGACCAUUUAAAAAAAAUAAUCAAGGAAGUAAAACGGAAAUUGAGCAUAACAAAGCCAUUCUACAGUUUGGAUGAUUUCAAAACCGAAUUUUCAGUAAUGAAAUUCGAUGCGGGACAUGUUGAACGAAUAGUCAUUACAAAUUUGUUUCCAUGGUUUCUUUGAUUACAAUAUUAAAAAUUAUUUGAAUUGCUGAAUGUAUGAAGUGUAUCACAUUUUGACAUAAAAAUAUAAUUUUGAUUGAUUAAUAAAAUUGUU
This is a messenger RNA of Adelges cooleyi (spruce gall adelgid), 1011 nucleotides long. RefSeq lists its product as uncharacterized. Bases 172 to 918 code for a protein of 248 amino acids. The transcript is spliced from 7 exons. NCBI's taxonomy places the organism in Eukaryota, Metazoa, Arthropoda, Insecta, Hemiptera, Adelgidae. The record is from RefSeq and is a predicted model, not a curated record.